AUGGUUACGAGUUUCGUAAUGUAACAGUAAGCAGCUGUAGUAGCGCACCUGUCAGUAUUGUCUAAAAACAACAUUCAUACAAUCGACUGUCAAAAAGUUUACAAAUAAAUUCACAAUGUUGAAACGAGCGAGAAAUAAUAGUGAAGAUAUAAUAGAAGAAAUUAAUACUGGAAGUGCGGGUUUGAGUGGUAAAUUUGGUGGAAUUGGUAGCAAAAUGGAGAAAAUAUUUCGCGCUGCUUUUCGUAAAGAUUUGAGUCAGUCAACACAAGAGUUAAAUGAAGAAGUUGACAAUAAUUCGCUGCAAUUAAAUGAUGAAAGUAAUAAAAGAGAAGUAAUUAAUAAAAAAAAAUUAAUACGUGGUAAAAUGAAACGUGCUAAAGCUCUAGGUAGUUCUGAUUGGUCUCCAGAUGUUGAUUUUGGGUCAAAAAAAAAUCUCGUUAACGAAAAAGGGAUGGAAGAUGAUGAAAUUCAAGAGAUUAUUGAUAAAAAUGAGAAUAGUGAAAAUAAUAUGGAUAAAAGUGCCAGAAAAUCACGUAAAUUAAAAAGAUCUGAGCGUGUACGUUCUAAUGACGUAGAAUCGAAGCCCGAUAUCGUCGUGGUAGAUAUACAUCGCGAGAAUUUAAGCAAGUCACCUAAAGAAAUUGAAGAAACUGUUAUCGAAACAAUGGCUUUUAAGGAUGGUGAAACGGAACCGGACAUAACUUAUCAUUCUAAUAGUAGUCAAAAGCCAUUAGACAAGAUGACACAAGAGAGCUUGGUUGAUUCAGUGAAGAAGCAACGAAAGCGUUGGUCUAAAGAUGCUAACAUUGUUAUUCCUCGAAAAGAAUCAGUGUCUUCAUCUAGUGUCUCAGAAAGAAGUAAUUCUUGGGUCGAUAAGUCAAGAACAAAAAAACCUGUUCCAGCCCCACGGCUUAAUAAAUUUAUCAACGAAGAGAAUAUCGAACGUGAUGAUGAAUUAGGAGAAAAUAAUGGAGGAUUUGAAUCGGAUCAUGAUUACGUAGAUCAAGUUCUGGUUGUUGAAACAGAAUUUGGGACAGUAGAAAAUACUAAAAUUGAAAUCAAACCGGCGGAAAAUAAAUGUGAAGAAUUUGAAAGUAAGCCAGUUAUGAAAUCUGUUGAGAGACUUACUAAUGUAUCAGAUAUUGAAAAAAUUAAUCAAGAGACAUUUUUACCCAAACAAAAAGUAUCCGAUCGAGAGCGUGAUUCUGAAAGUCACAAAAAAAGUUCUAAGAGUUCCUCGCGAGAAAAGAAGAAACGUGUAAAACAUUCCAGACGAAAAAAUCUAUCGACUGGUGAAGAUUCGACAAGUUCAGAUAUUCCGAAAAUUCCUGAAGUUUUAGUUUCUUCGAAAGAAGAUGAUAAGUUAAAAAAAAUAAAGGAACAUGCGAAAUCUAAAUUAAAGUCAUCUUCAAGUAGAUCGCAAUCUGGAACAAUUAGUUCUCAAUCCAUUGAUGUUAAAUCUCCGCAACGUAAAAACAGGAAGACUAGAAAGAAAAAAGAAGAAAUAAAACGUGAAAUUAAGUAUAUUUCAGUUACUAUUCACAGAGCAGACAUGCUGAUAGCUGAUUAUGUAACUAAACAUCCGAUGGUAAUUGUUCAUGUUGUGGAAGAAAGUACGGGGAGUUAUUUAAAGACAAGCAAAGAUUCCAAGAGCUAUUUACAACCGCUGAUAACCGGGACAUUUGACUUUCGAGAAAAUAAAUCUAUGGUACCGUCCUGGGAAGAAGAAUUAGUUUUUGAGUAUGAUUUUGAUGAUAUUGUUAAUCAGGAUAAUCAUCAAACAUUAAUUCUCUUUGAAAUCGUUGAUCUUCCAAGCUUUGCUGAGGCUUCGUAUACAUACGAUCAUUUUGGUGGUGAAAACUGUUGGUAUAAAAUAGCUUGGGCAUUUUUAAAACCAGUAGGGGCAAAUGGUGUCACUCAUAUUGACAAAUUUGUACGACUCCAGUUAUAUAAACCAAAGAGGAAUUCACGAAGGUCUAUCAGACAUCGAUGUGAGCCUUACAGUUGGUGGAAAUCCGGUUCUCGCGAUAAGUAUCCCAGUACUUUAUUUGUAACUAUUACUUCAGUAGAACCACCAAAACUGGAGCCGGUUUUUUAUGGUCAGUUGACGCUUGAUGAGUUCUCUGAUGAACAAACGGAACCACCAAAGUCGGCUGUAAAUACGGAAAUCGUUAAUAUUUCAAGGUGGAGUCGUCUAGCAGCUCAAUCAUGCAAAAUACCAAAUGAAUUACUUUUAAAAACAGAGGUCAGCGACAAUGGAUGUUUUUACGUUUGCUUCAGCAAUAAUGGCAAGUACUUGGCAUGCGUUAAUUGUGAAGAGUACGAUUAUCCGAUAACAGUGUGGAAAAUCGAUGAUGAAAAAAUAUUUGUCAAAUUUUCUGGUCACAAAAGUUUCAUUUAUGCACUUGAUUGGUCUCAAACGGACAACUAUUUGCUGUCAGUUUCGUCAGAUCGAACAGCGAGAGUGUGGGACGUUGAAAAUAAAUUAAUCAACGAAAUAAAUAUGCUACCUCAUCCGUCGUAUGUCUAUUGUGGUAAAUUUCAACCGUCUAAACAUCAAAUAAUUAUAACAGGUUGUUAUGAUCACGUAGCCAGAGUUUGGUCACGUAAAAAAAAUAAUAAUAAUUACGAGUUAAUACAAGAACUUGAGACACAUGAUGGUUUUGUCAAUGAUAUUUGCUUUUUAAAUGACGGUGAUCUUCUGACAGCUGACAGUGUUGGUAUUGUUAUUCAUUGGACCUUGAAAAUUAAGAAAGGAGGCUUCAGAGAUUGGAAAAUCUCGCGUAAAAUAAAAAUACGUGAAAUAGAAAAUGUUGUCAUUAAUACUAUUGUAUUACAUCCAUUGGGGUCUAGAUUAUUGGUACAUUCUCGUGAUAACGGUUUGAGAAUGAUUGAUUUGGCUACUGGUGUUGUCCUACAAAGAUAUUUAGGAUUAAAAAAUUCAAGAGUACAAAUAACAGCGAGAAUAUCUCCGUGUGGCAGUCUAAUUCUUUGUGGUGAUGAAGAUGCUUCAUUAAAUAUAUGGAAUACAGAUUCCGGCAAGCAUAUAGCUGUUUAUCAAACAAAUUUAGCAGACGGUGUUAUCACUGGUGUCGAUUAUCAUCCGUAUGAUCACGCUUUAGCGUAUUCAGUAUUUGGGUUUGCAACUGAAGCAUGUAUAUUACGUUUCAAUAAACAAUCAACUGGUGAAUCUGUUGGAUUAAAAUUACUAGACAUAGAUUAUCAACAAAACAAUCACGAUACGGAAAUAAAAUUAGUUGAUUCAAAUAGUAGAUUUACAGCACCAAGACUUUCACACAGAAAAUCUUAUGAUUCAAUGAAAUUAGAAAGCAAAGAAAAUUUUGGGAUUAUGAAUAAUGACAGCCGUGAAGAUUUACGUUCUAGAUUAAAGUUGUUCAACGACUCAGAACGACAAUUUAAAACACGCAGCACCAAUAGACUCAGCAGUAUAAUUGCUAAAAUUGAUAAAAUUCUUUCAAAUAGCCACAAUCAAAGUGCUACCACACGAACAUUGUACGAUAUCAAAGCCAACGGAAUACGAGGUUUGGAAGUAGACAGCCCCCAUUAUUUAGAUCAUCGCCAAGAGAAAGUGAUGCCUUAUGUCCCUCCGUUAUUUUCAACAUUAGAAGAUAAUUCGACCUCCGGUUCUAGAUCGGAGAUAUUUGAAAUGACUGAUUUAAAUAAUUCUAAUUUUAAUAUCUAUUCUCAUAAUAUUGAAAAAAACAUUAAAUGCAAAAGUUCAAGAAGUUACAAGCGUGCAUCGAUACCCAAUAAUGAAGAUGUUGAUAGUAAAACAAUGUCCGAUGGUGCAUAUUGUAAUCGUAGAAGAUUAAAAACUGUUUCUGAGAGAGUAUUAACUGGAUCUUGGGCUAAUAUUCGUGUCAAGGAUUUAAAAGAAACCAGGAAUAGAGGAGAUAGAGGUAAAUUUAGAGAUAGUCAUGAUCUAGAGUUAGGUCAAGGUGAUUUUAGAGAUGAACGACACGAAAGUAGUCCAGAAAGUGGAGGGACUUAUGUUCUUGAUAAGCAUGAUGAUGUUCAUAUUGAAAGUGAAAGCUCUGUGAGAAGUGAUGUUACUUUUGUUAUUGAAAGUGAAAAACCGGUACCUAAACCAAGGAAAAAAUCUGCUCAACAGCUAAAUGUGUAAAUAUCUACAAGUUCAACUUUAUUUUAUAAGUUUGUUAUACUUUUGUUACUGAAAUUUGAAUAAAUAUUAAUUUUUAUUAA
Messenger RNA from Cotesia glomerata, 4224 nucleotides. Its product is annotated as jouberin-like. Gene Ontology annotation, molecular function: protein binding. The transcript is spliced from 3 exons. Lineage: Eukaryota; Metazoa; Arthropoda; Insecta; Hymenoptera; Braconidae. The record is from RefSeq and is a predicted model, not a curated record. The coding region runs from base 116 to 4144 and encodes 1342 amino acids. Gene Ontology annotation, cellular component: ciliary basal body. Gene Ontology annotation, biological process: motile cilium assembly.